Messenger RNA from Periophthalmus magnuspinnatus, 2967 nucleotides. RefSeq names its product solute carrier family 6 member 6a (gene slc6a6a). NCBI's taxonomy places the organism in Eukaryota, Metazoa, Chordata, Actinopteri, Gobiiformes, Gobiidae. Gene Ontology annotation, biological process: sodium ion transmembrane transport; taurine transmembrane transport; neurotransmitter transport. The record is from RefSeq and is a predicted model, not a curated record. Gene Ontology annotation, cellular component: plasma membrane. The transcript is spliced from 14 exons. Bases 144 to 2033 code for a protein of 629 amino acids. Gene Ontology annotation, molecular function: taurine:sodium symporter activity.
UCAUAUGCCUGGAAUUAAUUGUCUUUAGCCAAAGGGGGCGGACUUUUGCCUUCAGCUCUCCCCCUCCUCACCCUGGUCAGCAUAAAGGCACUUCAGUACAGUGGCAUGGUGACAGCUGAGACACUGGGAAACUAAACUUAGCCAUGAAGGAACUCAUGGCGCAAAAGGAAAAACUCCAAUGCCUAAAGGACUUCCACAAGGAUACACUCAAACCCUCUCCAGGAAAGAGUCCUGGAACACGGCCUGAGGAUGAGGCAGAAGGCAAGGUCCCUCAGAGGGAGAAGUGGUCCAGCAAACUCGACUUUGUCCUGUCUGUGGCUGGGGGCUUCGUUGGAUUAGGAAACGUCUGGAGAUUUCCCUAUCUGUGUUACAAAAACGGAGGAGGUGCUUUUCUGAUUCCAUACUUCAUCUUCCUGUUCGGAGGAGGGCUGCCUGUGUUCUUUCUGGAGGUGGCUCUGGGACAGUACACCUCUGAGGGGGGCAUCACCUGCUGGGCAAAGAUCUGCCCCAUUUUCACUGGUAUAGGCUAUGCAUCCAUUGUGAUCGUCUCCCUUCUGAACAUCUACUACAUAGUUAUCUUGGCCUGGGGCUUGUACUACCUGCUGCAGUGCUUUCAGCCUGAGCUGCCUUGGGCCAAGUGCAAACAGCCCUGGAACACCGAAAACUGUGUCGAGGACACUAUCCGCAAGAACAAGACCUUUUGGCUGGCCACCAACAUGACUAAUUUUACCUCCCCUGUCACCGAGUUCUGGGAGCGAAAUGUGUUGAGCAUUUCCAGUGGGAUUGAGGAUGUUGGGACUCUGAAGUGGGACUUGGCCCUGUGUCUCUUAGCUGUGUGGGUUAUCUGCUUCUUUUGCAUCUGGAAAGGAGUCAAGUCCACUGGGAAAGUUGUUUACUUCACUGCAACAUUCCCAUUUGUGAUGCUGAUUGUACUCCUUGUGCGUGGGGUCACUUUGCCCGGCGCUUCUGAGGGAAUCAAAUUUUACCUUUAUCCUGAUCUGAGCCGGCUGCAGGACCCAGAGGUGUGGAUAGACGCAGGGACGCAGAUCUUCUUCUCGUACGCCAUUUGUUUGGGAGCCAUGACAUCACUGGGAAGCUACAACAAGUACAAAUACAACUGCUACAGGGACUGUUUGCUGCUGGGAGGCCUCAACAGCGGUACCAGCUUUGUGUCUGGCUUCGCAAUAUUUUCCGUCCUGGGAUUCAUGGCACAAGAACAAGGGGUGGACAUUGCCGAUGUGGCAGAGUCAGGUCCUGGUUUGGCUUUUAUUGCGUACCCCAAAGCUGUGACCAUGAUGCCUAUGCCAACGCUGUGGGCCAUUCUGUUCUUUAUCAUGCUGCUGCUCCUGGGCCUCGACAGCCAGUUUGUUGAAGUGGAAGGACAGAUCACCUCGAUAGUGGACUUGUAUCCGUCCUUCCUAAGGAAGGGUUACAGAAGAGAAAUCUUCAUAGCUGUGUUGUGUUUCAUAAGCUAUCUUUUGGGGCUUGCAAUGGUUACAAAGGGUGGCAUGUACGUGUUUCAACUCUUCGACUACUAUGCAGCCAGUGGUGUGUGCCUUUUGUGGGUCGCAUUCUUUGAAUGUAUUGCUGUAGCCUGGGUUUAUGGAGCAGACAAUUUCUACGAUGGUGUAGAGGAUAUGAUUGGCUACAGACCAAACCCGUGGAUGAAGUGGAGUUGGACCAUUAUCACUCCUGUCCUCUGCAUGGGCUGCUUUAUCUUCUCACUGGUCAAGUACAAGCCCCUCACCUAUAAUAAGGUCUACGAGUAUCCCGAUUGGGCCAUUGGUUUGGGGUGGUUUUUGGCCCUCACCUCCAUGAUCUGCAUCCCCCUCGUUAUGGUCAUCAAGAUACUGCAGUCCAAUGGGCCGCUGAUUGAGAGGAUCAAAGCUGUUGCAGCCCCAGCCAAGUCUGGUGUGAGCUCGCGACCCAAAGAGUAUAAUGUGAAGGGUGGCGAGCUGACGCAGCCCCUGAACGCCAACGGGAACAAUGACCUGAUGAAGCCCACCCAAACUGUUGUAGAAACAAUGAUGUGAGCUCUCUGUGAGAGGAAACGUGCUUUCUUUGUUGUGCUUUGAAUAGUUUACUGAUAUAGAUACCUGGUUUGAUUUUUACGAGGGGAGUUGUGUAAUAUUUUUUUUUUUACCAUGUGAAUAUUAUGACAUUUUGAUCUCUGUAGUUGGCACUGAUCGCAUAGUAGGCAGCAUCCUAAUAUAUAUCAUGUUUGUUUACUAUGUUCAUUUAAAGAUCUUUAGUUUUGAGUUUGUUGGAAGAAAAUUUGCACUCACCAGUCCCUUUACUAACAAUAUGAAUGUAGUCACGGCCUAAACUCGAUGUGUUGGCAGUAUUGUUGCCUAUAAUGACUUAUCUCUUCAGUCAGACUUUGUGAGCGCUUUCCAUUUGCAUCAUCCUUAGUGUUAAGAAUCAGCAGCAAAGGGAAAAGUGUACGAUCAGGGAUGUUACUCAAAAGGGAACUUUAGUGUGAUGACUGAAUUGAGCCCCAGUGCAUUUAUCAAAUCUGUCUCUGCAUUUUGUGACUUUGCACUUUUAUGUUUUAUUGCUGCAAAGUAUUGCAUAAUUUGCAAUGCAGUUUAGUUGGACAUAUAUUAGCUCUAAACAUUUUAUUAUGGUAAAGUUUAGUUUCUCACAAUUUAUGAAAUACAUCUUGUAGUUGUUGUACAAUGUGAACAUGAACUUUGACCUCUGAUUUAGUUUGUAGAGUUUGUUUGAACACCACUGGGCUAAAGUUUAAAAUGUUGCCGUCUUCACUGACCUCAGAUUAAUGCAGGAUGUAGUUUCAGUUGUUUUGCUGUACAGAAUUUGUUAACCACAUAUGCCUUUUUGUAACAAUUUUAUACUGUACAUGAGAAAGAAUGCAACAAUUAAUACUUGUAUAGUGCUGAAACUAUUGUUUUAAAUGUUGAAACUAAGUAACCUGGAUUACAUUUUUAGUGUGCAAUGUUCAGUCAA